Molecule: messenger RNA, 5406 nt
Organism: Vespula pensylvanica (western yellowjacket)
Lineage: Eukaryota; Metazoa; Arthropoda; Insecta; Hymenoptera; Vespidae
Product: ESF1 homolog
Exons: 8
Coding region: 71-2278 (735 amino acids)
Biological process (GO): rRNA processing
Cellular component (GO): nucleus
Molecular function (GO): RNA binding
Source: RefSeq, a predicted model, not a curated record
CACCAUUUACUUAACAAAACGUGCAAUAAGUGUAUCAGUCCACGUGGGAAAGUACACUGAAGCCAUCAUUAUGGAUACUAUACUUACUGAUAAACGCUUUGCGCAUAUUACCAGAGAUCCUAAAUUUAAACGGAUUCCAAAAAUUGGACGUAAAAUUAAAAUAGAUAAGCGAUUUCAAAGUAUGUUCAAAGAUAAAAAAUUUUCAAUAAAGUAUACAAUUGAUAAACGUGGAAAACGUAUUAACCAAACUUCAACGGAAAAUCUUAGGAAAUAUUAUGAACUAACUAGUAGUGAAGACGAAACUACUGCACCUGAAGCUAGUUCCAAAACAAAAAAGGCUAGAAAGAAAGGAAUAUUGAAGCAUAGUAAUAGAGAAGUAGAAAAUGAGGGUGUGGUCCACCAGAAAGAUGACUCAGAAGAGUAUAUUUCUGAUCAAGAUAACUUAAUAUCUAUACAAUCAAAGGAAAAUACGAGUGUAGAUAUAAAUACUGAUAACUUAUCAGAUACAGUUGAUUUAGAUUCAGAUUUAAGAGAAAAUGAAGAACAAUUACAUAUAAAAAAUAAAGAUGAAAAUUUAAAACUAACAGAUCAAGUGAAAGAAAGAUUACAAGAUCUCUCUGUUAAUUAUGCUAGAGGUGAAGGAGUUUUAUUAACUGAUAGUUCUUCCGAUGAAGAAAGUUCCGAGUACAGUGAUGAAAGUGAAGACAUAGAACAUCGUUGGGGUGAAUUAGAUAAAGAUGCGGAAACGACAGAAGAAAGCACUCGUCGAUUAGCUAUCUGCAAUAUGGAUUGGGAUAGAAUACGUGCUGUGGAUUUAAUGGUUCUAUUUAAUUCAUUUUUACCCAAUGGUGGUCUUAUUUAUUCUAUUAAGAUUUAUCCAUCAGAAUUUGGUUUACAACGUAUGAAAGAAGAAGAAAUAAAAGGACCGGUAGAACUGGUUAAUGAUAAAACAGAAGAAAUUCAUAGUAAAAGUGAUAAUGAAGAGGGCUCAGAUUAUCAUAUGGAAAAAUUAAGAAGAUAUCAAUUAAACCGAUUAAAGUAUUAUUAUGCAGUGUUGGAAUGUGAUUCCGUAGAAACAGCAAACAAAAUUUACACAGAGUGUGAUGGUAUUGAAUACGAAUCCACAGCAACAAAAUUAGAUUUAAGAUUUAUACCAAAUGACAUGACAUUCGAUCAAGAACCUCAAGAAGUAUGUACUGAAUUACCGGAACUUUCAAAAUAUCAACCACGUCAAUUUACAACUACUGCAUUGCAACAAGUGAAGGUAGAAUUAACUUGGGAUGAAACAAAUCUAGAAAGAGAAGAAAUAGCGAAUAAGCUUAAUUCUGGAAAAAUUAACGAAAUAAAUGAAAAUGAUUUACAAGCCUAUUUAGCAAAUGCAACUAGUGAUGAUGAUACAGACAAGGAAAGUGGACAAAAUAAUACACGUGAAACAGAAAAUCAAGAUGAUCCAAAUGCACCUAAUGAUCCCAUUGAGAAAUAUAAGUCCUUAUUGAAACAGUUAGACAAAGAUGAAGAAGCGAAGAGAAAAAAAGAUGUUGAAUUAGAAUUUACAUGGGGCAUAGGAACGAAGGAGAAAGCAGAAAAAUUGGUCAAAGAAAAACUAAAUAAGGACGAAGAUUUGACUCCCUUCGAAGAAUAUUUAGCAAAGCGAAAGGCCAAACAAAAAGCAAGAAAGGAAGAAUUAAAGAAAUUUAAGGAAUUACGCGACGAUAACAUACUGAAUUCGGGAGAUUCUGAUAUUGAUUCUUCUAAGGAGAGAAAUGGCCAAUUACGUUACAAAAAACAAAAAAUACCUGAAAAAAAUAGCGACGUGAAUUCGUCUACAGAAGAUGGAGAAACGAAACAUGCAGAUGAAUUAGAAUUACUUUUAAUGGAUGAAACUGAGAGUGAAAAUAAGAAACAUUUUAACAUGAAAAAAAUUGAAGCUAAUACAGAUUUAUCAAAAUCUAAACGUAAGAGAUUGAAGAAAAAGCAAAAUCUACAAGAAAUUGAGAAGGAUGAUUUUGAAGUGAACGUGAAGGACACUAGAUUUGCUGCACUCUAUACAUCGCAUUAUUUCAAUAUUGAUCCUGCAGAUCCUCAUUACAGAAAAACUAAGGGCACUGAAGCGUUAAUUCAAGAGAAAUUAAAAAGAAGAACCGAAGAUAUUCCAGUCAAUGAGACGGAAAAUGGAAAGAAACCAUUCAAAAUUAAUAAAAAAUUGGAUGUAGAAUUACAAGCAUUAGUUAAGUCUAUAAAGAGAAAUACUAGAACUAGAUUUCAACCAUUAAAAUGAUAACUUUGACGGUAAAAUUUUAUCUAAAAAGAAAAAAAGUUAAAAAAAACUAUAUCACUCAAAUUCUUUCAAAUAUCGAACGUAUAUCUAUUACUAUUUAAAUUUUACUAAAUGUAUUGGUAUAAUGAGGAUUGUAUUAUAAAAAAUGCAUGAUUGUUGUAAUACGUUUUAUUAGAGUGCGGAUUUCAUAAGCAAUGUUUAUUACAUAUUACACAUGAAUAUAUAAACAUCUAUAUAAACAUCAAUUUUAACACAGUCACUUACAACAUUUAAUUUCUUUUUUUUUUCACACACAUUUAGUAAUUCAUUUUCAUUCUUUACAACAUAUUAAAUAAACAUUCUUGUCGUAAAAUAAUUAGCAAAAUUUGAUUUGUACUCAUUUAGAUUAUAACUUAAUCAGUCAAUCUCAGAUUUAUCUGAGUCAGCAUUGCUUCUAUUUCAAAACUAUCAAAUAUGAAAAUUAAAAAACUACAAUUUUAUGAUUUCCACUGAAGGAAGUGUACUAUCGUAAAAACAAAUAGUUUAUUAUUUUCAUAUUAUUUUUCAUUUAAUAUCUCUGGAGAUAAUAGCAAGUCGAACAUUUAACAAUUAGAAUAAUAAACAUUCAUAUACUCGAUUAAUGAUUAGGAUUAUUCUUCCAUAUCUUAUGCAAUGCACUAUUUCUUAAACUUGCUUUCAAAAUAAAUAAUCUCUUUAGCGAUCAAUAUAGCUAACAGUAUUUUGUAACUAUUAAAGAUAUGUCUAUUACCAGUACUGUACAUAGGAUUAUUGUAUUUUAUAAAAUAACUAUCAAAUUUAUGUGUUCAUCAGUUCCGCUUCAAAUCUAAAAUUAGAUGCUUCUCUUUCUUUAGUUAUAUGUAAACUAUUCUUUAGUUAUGUGUAUCUUUGAUCUAUUGCAAAGCCAUAACAAAGAAUUUCAAAGUUUGAAAAUAUAUAAUGCAAAUACAGUAACUAUUACUCGAUAUAUUUUUAUCUACAACGAAGAUAGAAAAGUGAAGUAUAUUAUUGUCUAAAUAUACAUAUUUUUCUCUCAUUCAGAGAAACAAACGAUGAGGAAGACUGAAAAGAUCUUUCAACAAAAAUAACAUUGUCUAAGAAAAACAGAAUGACAACAUUGGAUUCUGUGUAUAAAAUCAGAAGCGGUCUGAUUAUAUUCUUUUUACUUUCAUUACUUUCAAUAUAGAUAAAUAAAUCAUCUAAAUAAUAUUAAUAUGAUAUCCAUUCACUUAAUUUAAAAUUUCCAUUUAACUCGAUCAGGAUAUACAAAUUUAUGAAUUUAACUUAGUAAAACAUACAUUUCUCGAGGCCUUUAAUUGAUGUAAACUAAAAACAAUAACUUUCGAAAAUAAUUUUCUUUUGUUAUUUGCUUUCAAACUGAAGUAAAAGUUCGAUGCAAUGGCAUUAACAAACCUAUGCUUAUACCAUAAAAUUACAUUAUUAUCACAAAUCGGAGUUAUAAAUUAUAUUACAUUAUAACAUUUUUGUAAGAAUUAUGAAUUUUACAAAAAUUUUUAAGAGAAAUUGACGCUAAUAGCAUUUAAAUACCAUAUAGUUAGACGGAAUCCAAUCUUUUCGUUUCCUAACGAAUAAACACACAGAAAACAGCGAACUACGAAUUAAAACGACUAGAUUAUCACGAUUUUAAUCAGUAUCUUCUGCCCCAGAAGAUUGUGCGACAGUUACAGAAGGUGGUAUAAUUAAUUUAUCAUCUUCCAUAUCCUCUUCUGGAAACAAGAAGUUAUCGCCUUCGCGUACUUCUUCUUCUCGGGCAGGUUCCGGUGGAAUCGAUGUGUCUUGACCAUGCUGUUUCAAGUGAUCUUUUAAAGCAAAUGCUCUGCCAUAAGAUGCACCACAGACAUAGCAACUAAAUUUUAAAUUAUUAUCUUUUUUAUGUGUUUGAAUGUGUGCUCUUGCUGCAUAUAAGGAUGCGAAAGGUCUGGAACAUUCAGUACAACGGAAUGGCUUCGUAUGACUGUUCUUAUGACCAGCCAAUUGGACUCUGGUUUUAAAGGUUUUGGGACAGUAAGGACAAGUAUAAGCACGCUCUUCUCCAUGCGUAAGUAAAUGAUGAUUAUAUACCGAAGAAGCUUUAAAUCUUUUGCCACAAUGUUGACAUCCAUAUGGUCUUACUCCUGUAUGCGUCCUCAUAUGUAAUGUCAAGCAGUACGAAACACGGAAGGUUUUACCACAAACCUAACGAGGGAAAGAUAAUCGUUUCUUUCUAAAGAUGUUUUAUACCAAUAUUGCAUACAAAUUAAUGUAUCAGAAUCAUAAAAAUAUAAAAAGAGAAAGAAAGAAGAUAUGAUGCAUACUUCGCAAACAUGAGGCUUCUCUCCGGUAUGAAUACGUUCGUGUUUUACUUUCUCGUGUGGUCUAGUAAAUCGUCGACCGCAGUGUUGGCAUUGAUAAGGUUUCUGAGUUUCGACAGAUUCAUUUACUUCAUUUACGACGGGAGGAGUCGGAGAUUGUGACUGACUCAACUCGUUAUGCACUGCAGCGUGCAUCGCCAAACUAUCGGCAGAAUCAAAUUUUCUAUUACAAAUUGUACAAGUUACGGAAUCACCUGUAUGCAGCGACAUGUGUGCUUCUUUAUAUGAUUCUGAUAAGGUUUUACCUAUAAAUGGUUAACGACACACUUAAUGAAAGAAUAUAAUUUAUUAUUUAUUAUCUACACAAAAGAUGAAAUUACCACACUCGGGACAAGUAAACGUUGCGUCAAGAGUUCCUUCUGGUGCAUCAACGUGUCGUGCUCUCACUGGCGCAUGCAUUCGAGAAUGCAAUCGUAAGCUUUUGUGCGAACAAAACUCUGUACCACAUGUAGUGCAUAGGAACACUUGUUGAUUAGAAUCAGUGUCACCUUCGUGUAUCCUUGAAUGAAUUUGUAAUGCGUUUGGUGUAGCAAAUGCUUGAUCACAAAUGUCACAAUGAUUAUUACCAUUAGGACAUAUAUGUUCUUCAAAACAUGCUAAUUUUGUAAAUUGCUGCGAACACUGAUUACAUUUGUACAUUUUCGAUGGGGCAGUGGGAGCUGUUGUUUUCUCACUCACCUUGAUAUAUAAAAUAUAAGCUAAGUCGUUACAGAUAUUAUUUAAUUAUAAUAUUUUACAAUUCUAUUAUAUCGUAUAGUU